AAGCAUUAAAUAUUUGUUGUUCUUUUCAAUAAUGCAUACUAAUGCUUUAGAAACAUAAUUUCCAGGUUUGCUACAGUAAGCAAGCAAAUCACAAAUCUACUUAAAGCUGAAUUUAACAUUACUUGUUAAAGAUAUUUACUAUAUUCCAAGAAUUAGGAUUCUUUCAGUCACAAUCUUAUUCCUAUUCAAUUUAGCUGAUUUUAAAAUGUGAUGUAAAAUUAUAAGCACAUAAAAAGACAACAGCAGAAACAGCAGCAAAUUUACUCAACAAUUCUAAGCUUAGCAACAUUUCCAUUUAAUCAAAUUUCUUACUCUUCCCAAAUCUAUUGCAAUGUUUACUUUCUAUGUUUACACAUACAAUGGGAAAUGAUAGUUUGUGGGCUGGUUCAAAUUUCUUCCAUAUUCUAAAAAAUAUGUCACAUGUGAUGUACUUUAUAGGUAUAUAAUUGACAGUACAAUUGGCAGCGCAGACAUGCCAAAUGCUUCCAACGUCAGAACCAAGAUACAUAUAUACACAAUUUUUUACUCCCAUUAAAUUUUCUGACAAUGUACCUGUUCAAAUAUAAAAGCAUGAUAGGGUCUGUAUUUGUAUAGGUAGCCGAUUAUGUCAGCGUGCAGAAAUGUGGACAACUACUACAGCCAGAAGUUGCAAGCACCCUGCUUUUUUACUGCACGGGGAUUCAGAGCUGAGAUGAAUUUUUGUCAAUCUCUGCCGGAUCUUUCCAGGAUAGGAAGGCUGGGAGGGAAACUCACAAUCUUCACAAUACCACCAUGCUGGUAAGCGCAUUUCUUAGCAAUCUUUCCCCCUUUUGUGCUCCUGGGAAGCGAUUUCACCAACUCUCUCACUCUCUCUCUCUCUCUCUCUCUCAGUAAGUAGCAGAGUUGCGAACGGGGCGAAGUGCAACCGAAGAGUGUAAGCUAAUUAAGAAAAAGAUACCCCACAAAUAUUUCCCACUUUUCUCCUUCGAGUCCUACGGUUGCUUUCGAGGGGAAAGCGGAGGCAUCUAUUUCUCGCCUCUCCUGCCGCGAAAGCGGGACUGCCUUUCCAAACCGAGGCGCCUCCCGGGAGAAGGAGCGGAAAAGGCAAACGGUUCUACGAAAAAAAAAGGCUCGCUCGGGGUCGCUAUAGCAACGCUCUCCUCGUUGGAAUUCACGGCCGCCGCCGCCGCCAUCACAGGCCACGAGAGGGUGCCGAGGCCACGCCCUGGCAGCGCAGCGGUUUGACAUUGCUGCGGGCUGGAUGCUGAGGCUGAAACUGAAAUUUAGCCAUGCGAAGUUAGGGAUUCCUCUUUGCCCGGCACUCGAGAAUCAGCAGUUACGCAUUGUACAGAGGUGAGAGAAGAGAACACAGUGGAAGUGUGCGCAUCGCUGAGCUCGAAUGAAUCUAAGUGUGCGGGAGGUAACGGAAAAGCGUCGCAGGCAGUGGAUUCCAAACCCCCCACGUUAAGGCGAUAGCUUUAUGAAGCCAAAGCAGAUUGUCGUCUAAUAGCAUGCAAGAUGUUGAAUUCUUCAUAAUGCAAGUGAGAUGGGGGAGGGAGGAUGUGAUGGAUGGAUUAUGAUCUGAGAUAAUUUCCAGACUCCUCUACUGAAUCUUGAGCCAUAUAAUCUUCCACGUUCAACCAAAUAGGACUUAGGAUGCCUUCAAGUUGCACUUUGGACUUUCUGUAGGGUUCCUGAAAUAAUUAAAAGUACACAGUUCUUGACCUGCUGAAAAUGCCUCAUUUUGAUGUAAUAAAUCCAUCUGUUUAAUUGGAUCAGUCUCCAUCUAGCAGAAACUACCUAGAAACUAUUUAACUAGUGUUUCUGCAGAGUUGAUGAUUUAUUAAAGAGGAAAACUUUAGAGCAGUGUUGCUCAGUCUUGCAACAACUUUAACUGUGAACUUUAAAUUCCCAGAAUUUCCUGGAGAACUCUGGGAGUUGAAGUCCACAUAUCUUAAGAGUUACUUAGAUUGAGAAACAUUUCCUUAAAAUAUGCAUCUGCAUAUUGCUUUCAAUAGAAAAGAAUAUUUAUUUAUUUAUUUAUUUAUUUAUUUAUUUAUUUAUUUAUUUAAUUGUUUGUCAACAAGUACAAGGAAACAAGUAUCAGUAUAGACAUAGACAUGGACACAUGAAAAAAUGGUAGCUAAUGUUUGAACUGUGAUGUCCUUGGUGCCUCUCUGAGCUUGGUUGUUUUCCUGCAGAUGUUUCAAUUAGGAACUACUAAUUUUGAUAAACAAGCUAACAGUAAACAAAAGUCUAAUGAAGGAACCACCAAGAACACUUUCACCAACACUGACAGGGUAAGCCACUAGUAUAUAAAUAAGAGAAAAUCCCACUCCCUUCUAGCACUGAAGAUGUUACCUAUUUGGAUAAUGAAAGAAAGCAACCAAGCUCAAGAGAGCAACAAGGACCUACAUUGCAUCUGUGUUUUUAGCUUGAAUCACAGAUUUUAUCAGCUAUGAAACUGAGAAAUUAAACUAAGGGUUAUAUUUCAGAUGGAAGAAUUAUAUACUCAUCCUUGUACCAAAAUACUUUUUUUUUUCAGGCAGAAUAACUGCUUGCAGAUACAAUCAUGUAUUUUAGGCUGAAUAAAAUGGCUCUUUAAAGUUGGAAUACUCUUUUAAAAAAUACUCACCUUUCUCAGAUGCUUUUCUGCCUGCCUUCUAACUGUAGCUUAAGUCCAUCUUUAAAGGGCUUAGCUGUCACAGGGCCUUUCCCAAAAUUGCACCUAUAUCAAGACAACAACCUUUCUUUUUUGUCUCGUCUUCAUGACUAUGUCUUUAUCUCAUCCUCUACCAGUAUAAAUAGAUGAGGUAACCACCAGACUAGCAACCCUAAGUCCUUAGACUUUCUAGUCAGUUGCACCUUCAAUGGAUAAUUAUUCUUCAUUUAUGUUUUGCUCUCUAAGGAUAACAUUACGAGGAGGCAAUGGAAAUUACUGGCUUUUUCUUUACAAAUAUAUUUAAAAAUUAAGUUUUUAUAGCAUUAUAUAGUAGAUUUUAAGAAAUUUUACCAGACAGCAAAAGUGGUACAGAAGGGGCAGUCACUGUGUCAUACAUUUUCGUUUCUAUGGAUACAUUUUAGUACACCUCACAUGGCAUAAAAUAAUAAUUUAAUAAUAAUAAUUUAUUACCUGUAUGCAUUGGCUGACUCCCAGCAACUCUGAGCAGUUAACAAAUGAUUUAAAACAUUAAAAAUAAGAAAACAAAACGGGUAAAGAUGGCAGGAUGACAAAAAGAUAAAGAUAAAUUAUAAUUAAAACACAGUCAAAUGAGAACUCAAUCAAUAAAUGAAAGAUGUGGAGAGAUAUUUAUCCUUUCCUCAAUUAUAAACCCAUUAAUAUAGUAAUAAUGAAAUAUUUAAAUAGAAGUGAGAAUAUUACAUAAGAGUCAGGGAAAACAUAUGAUUUUAAGGAUAGAACUGAGACUAUAAGUGCAAGUGAUUGAUAAUUAUUAAUAUUUUUGGUGGGGAGUAUUGCAGAUAACUCUUAAGGAUAUUACAAGAUUGUUCAUGGGGCUAUCUAGAUAUUUAUGCAAAAUAUUUAGGUUGAUAUAAAAUAAGACAGCUAAUCAUGAUAAUGACAGUACAUAUUUUACUUAUUGGUUCCCAGUUUUCUUCCACUACAAUUAUGUCUUGGGGCUGCACUAUGUGGAAGAACAUCUGCGACAUGUAUUCCUUUUUAAAUCCUAAAAUCAUAGAGUAAGGUCCUACUCCCAGUGUUUCAGGUUCCUAUUUGGGUGGGUAAUUUGAAGUAGGUACUCCAAGAUAAGGAAUACUGUUUUCAGAAGUGUCCAUGUAGCGCCUGUUGAGUUACUGUUUCACCCUAGAGCUUUUUAAUUUCCUAGAACUUCAUCUGAUAUAUAGUGCUUUUAAUUAGUCUGUUUCAGUGGUAUUUUAAUGGUUGCUUCUUUAAACUGUACUUUUAAUCUUUGAUUUUUAAUCAUUUUAUUUGUGUUUUUACAGUAUGUUAUACUACUAUACUGAAAGCUUUCAAUAGCUUCACUAACACGUUUUUAGAAAUAUUAACAAAGGAGGCUUUAUAUUUGCAGUGUUCAAGAUUUUGAUUAUGUUUCAGCCUGUGGAGGAAAAAUAAAGGGCCUGGUUUCAGAAGAUUAUGUCCGAAGAUUCAAAUAAGGACAAACAGUACAUAGAACAAUUAACCAGUGAAAAUUACAACUCAGAUGAGGAUUCCUUUAUCCCAUACGUAGCAGAAGAUCUUGAGCAGUGUGCAUUUGUUGCAGAUUCUUUUUGUGAUCAACUUUUGCCACGAACCACACAGAUUUUAUUGGAAUAUAACUCUGGAAAAUGGGUGCCACGACUUCGUGAACCACGAGAUUUAUAUGGCCUUUCUUCUACAGGAGAUCUUCACUUAGUACGCUGGCCACAUCAGUAUGAAGUUAUCAGAGAAAAAAUUAAGCAUAUUGAAUGGAUUCCAUCUCAUCCGGAGCCUCUCUAUAAUCCCACAGGUUUAGAGAUCGAGCCUCCAUGUCUAGAUCCAGGGGAAGGUGCUGUCGUGUAUUUAGCAGAUGAAGCCAAUAAGGACCCCAACUUUAGAUAUUCUCGAAUAGGGGGAAGUUUCCCUUCAAAGCAAGUGCUUCCUCAAUCAUGGAAUGACUGGGAUAAUACUUUGAUCUUUGAAGCACGAUUUGAAAGUGGAAAUCUGCAAAAAGUGGUCAAAAUUAAUGAUUUUGAAUACCAGUUGACACUGCGUACUGAUCUCUACACAAAUAGGCACACCCAAUGGUACUACUUCCAGGUUACCAACACCCAAGCAGGAAUGCCUUACCGAUUUACCAUUGUGAACUUCACCAAGCCAACAAGCUUGUACAAUCGUGGCAUGCGCCCAUUAUUAUAUUCAGAAGCAGAAGCAAAGAUCCACAAGGUGGGGUGGCAAAGGACAGGAGAUCAAAUCAAAUAUUAUAAAAACAAUUUCAGCAGUGAUGGGCACCAAUAUUUUUCCUUGACAUGGACUUUCCAGUUUCCACAUGACAGGGAUACUUGCUAUUUUGCCCACUGCUAUCCAUACUCUUACAGCAACCUGCAAGACUAUUUGUCAGCCAUCGCCAGAGACCCAAGGCGCUCCAAAUUCUGCAAAAUCCGUAUAUUAUGUCAUUCUCUGGCUAGGAAUAUAGUCUAUGUUUUAACUAUUACCAAUCCCUUGCAAGAUUUUAAUAAGGAAAAAUGCAAGUCAGCAGUCAUUUUGACAGCAAGGGUGCAUCCUGGUGAAACAAACAGUUCAUGGAUGAUGAAGGGCUUUCUGGAUUACCUUCUGGGAGAUUCAGAUAAUGCCCAAUUGCUCCGAGACACUUUUAUUUUUAAAGUGGUACCGAUGUUGAAUCCAGAUGGUGUGAUUGUGGGCAAUUAUCGCUGCUCUUUAGCCGGCAAGGACUUGAAUCGCAAUUAUAGAUCAGAUCUUAAAGACUCUUUCCCUUCUAUUUGGUAUACCCGCAGCAUGAUCAAAAGAAUAAUGGAAGAGCGAAAUGUUCUUCUAUACUGUGACCUUCAUGGUCAUAGCAGGAAAGAAAAUGUCUUCAUGUAUGGCUGUGAAAAAAAAGAACAAGAUGAAAGGGCAUGCUUACUUCACCGCAUUUUUCCUUUCAUUAUGAGCAAAAGUUGUCCAGAUAAAUUCUCAUUCCAAGAUUGCAAUUUUAAAAUGCAGAAAGGCAAAGAAGGAACAGGUCGAGUAGCUAUGUGGAAAAUGGGCGUCAACAACAGCUAUACCUUAGAAGUAACCUUCUGUGGCUCUAAACUGGGAAAUAGAAAUGCUACCCACUUCAGUACUAAAGAUUUGGAGUCCAUUGGAUACAAUUUCUGUGAUUCAUUAUUGGUGUUUUGUACUGAAAAGAAGAGCAAGUACAAUGAAUGCCUGAAAGAAUUGGAGGAACUAGUAAAACAGGAUGAUCCAGCUGCCUCAUUCAAUGAUACAGGAGACAGAGGAGAUUCUAGUUCAGACAGUUCAGACUCUAAUGAGUUUGCCGAUAAAACAGAAGCCCAGGCAAAAACAAAGAAAAAAUAUUUGAAAGGAAAGAAGGAAAGAAGUUUUGUUUUGGAAUCCUCAGGAAGAAGAUAUUCUAAACAUUUACAUGAACCAGUGAAUGAAUCCAAAAAACCAGAAGACCCUUCUCACAGAGUUUCCAAGACUCAAGAACAAAUAAUUAAAAAUGCCCAGGUUUUUCAGAAAUUAAAAUUGAUGGAAUUACAAAACAUGGAAAGAGAAAAAUAUGAAAUUACCAAGCAGAAUGUAGAGACUUUUUCUAGAACAACUAAUGCAAAAAAGUCAAAGACUUUAGCAGGGGUUCAUGAAUUGUUUAAAGAAACUAGUUCCAUUUUAAAAAGUAAACCAGAUCAAAUGGCUUUCCCCUCUAAAAAAGAUGCUAUACCGAAUGUGCCAAGUAAAUAUACUCUUCAGUAUCUGAGUCAUUAUUUCCCUGAGCAAGGAUUAAAUUUUGGAUGGGACCUAUCCCACCCUUUUAAGCACGUUGUUUCCCAGAGACUUUUCCUACCUCCCACUGCCCAUAACCAAAUGUGCAAUACACCAAAGAAAAAUAGUGCACUUCUGGGUUGCCGACUUCCUAGAGUGGAAAAUAUGAAGAGGGAAGUAAGCAUCCAUCAAAAAACAUCUCUCAUACAACUGGACAGUCACCCAAGCCCUUUAUAUCUGUCUCAGCCAGAAGCAGAAAAUCACCCUGAAAGGGGCUGUGUCACACUACAGUUAGAAGAAAAAGAACUACAAAAUAUUGCUCUAGCUCAAGAAAUCCAUUUAAAUGCUCCAUAUAACAAAGCUGCAACCUGGAGAUUAGAAAAGUAUCAAGCUGGAAAAACCAAUAGUUGCAGAGAGAAGGCAUCUCCAGAAAUCAAAGGUUUCCUUGAGACAAAAAAAAGUACUUUACCUGGAAGCAAAGAGAAAGUAAAGGAAUGGUCACCAACAAGGAAUGCUAAAACUAUCAAAAUUGGUGGAGGGAACUGUGAAGAAGGUCUUAAACUGAACAAGUCUUCUAUUAAUCAAGAUUUACUGCUCUCCCUUCCUUUGAUGUCUGAGGAAAAAUACAGUCAACCUACCGAAAAAUAUUUGAGGAAUGAACGACAUCUAAAAUCCUUGGGCCAACACCGACCACGCCUGGCUACUUUACUGACUACAAAAGGGCCCAACAAAACAAUUUUAGUGAAACAUUCUGAAGAUGAUGAAACAUCCAGGUCUCUACUACAAAGCAGGCCAAAAAUGCCAUCAAGAAAUCUGUUUUGCCAGAGGGAAAGCAAUUUUUUUCCUAAGAGAUGUAAAAGUGACAGACCUUCAGUGCAAGAUCUUCCAAACACAACUGAGAGGAUUUCUUUUCAUGCAUAAUAUAAGAUGCAGUUUCUUUUGUACCGUUUCAGACAUAUCAUCCGAGCAUACUGCUUUACCUCUUUAGACAUCAUACCGGGAAGAUGUUGCAUGCAGAGCAGUUGCACUUUCACAAGAUUGGAAUAUUGGAUACAAACUAGAACAUCUCGGAGGGAGGUGGCUGUGAAUAAAGAAAACUAAAAUAUGA
Ahaetulla prasina is the source of this 7508-nucleotide messenger RNA. It is a transcript of the gene AGBL3, whose product is annotated as AGBL carboxypeptidase 3. Gene Ontology annotation, biological process: proteolysis. The record is from RefSeq and is a predicted model, not a curated record. The transcript is spliced from 21 exons. The coding region runs from base 4094 to 7321 and encodes 1075 amino acids. Lineage: Eukaryota; Metazoa; Chordata; Lepidosauria; Squamata; Colubridae. Gene Ontology annotation, molecular function: zinc ion binding; metallocarboxypeptidase activity.